AUGGCGCAGGAACCGGAACGAGAUCUCAACGGGCUUCCCCGGGAAAAGCUGGCCGAAGUGCUCGACUCUUUCCGAGACCCGGAGGUAUUCAAUGCGGUAACGGGACCGUGGAAGUCCAGGGUUGCCUGGCAGGGCGGCAUGAGGGCGCGCGCUUUCAUGCGCAACCACACCGUGGACAUGGACGAGCCCGGCGACCUGACAGCCACCGACGUGGCGGCCAGCGCCCACGAGCAGCUGCUCUCGGCCAUCGGUAGCUGCAUGACAGUUGGCUUUGUGGUCAACGCCACCAAGCAGGGCGUCCGCAUCCACGAUCUGGAAGUGGCGGUUGAGGGAUACUUCGACAACAUCCGUAAGUGGGCCGGUGUCGAGGACGAAGGCAACCCCGGCUACGGCAGAAUCUCGGCCAAGUGCUUCGUCCGCGCUGACGCCGAUGAGGACACGCUGCGUGAGAUCUGGCGGCUGGCCGUGGAGGGCUCGCCCGUGACGCAGUCUGUAGUCAAUCCCACCAACGUCACCACAGACUUCGAAGCGAUUGGCUAA
This is a messenger RNA of Geodia barretti, 540 nucleotides long. NCBI's taxonomy places the organism in Eukaryota, Metazoa, Porifera, Demospongiae, Tetractinellida, Geodiidae. The record is from the annotation of a GenBank genome assembly.